UGUAAAAAAAUGUUUAAAAUAUAGUUAAUAAUAUGUUUUCUCUUAAAUAUAUUAAUUAAUGUGUUACGGUCUUGCCAAUGUUAUAAAGAAAAAGCCAUAUGAUAAUCUAUUUAUCCACAAGGUGUGCUUCAAAUUAAUUUUAUUCAUAAUCAGUUUUUUAAACCAAACAAAUCAUGCUUUUCAGUUAGGAGAAUGACACUAAUCUUGUCCUUAAAUACUCUCAGGAUGUAUAAUCAUCUCCCACAAUCAUCAGAAAAUGUCUUCUGUGUUCGGGUCGGGAGAGAUAUCAACAUCCGAUGAAUAUCUUCACGAAAUCACUGGUUUUAUAAGAGUACACAAAGAUGGCCACUGUGAAAGAUUGCUGGGAAAUAACAAGUUGCCUGCCGGAAUCGAUUCUUCAACCGGAGUCGAAUCAAAAGACGUCGUCAUCUCACCCGAAACCAAUGUGUCCGCAAGGCUUUACAUUCCCAAAUCCGCCACAUCAGAUCGGAAACUACCGAUUAUGAUUUAUUUUCAUGGUGGUGGUUUCGUAUUCGAAUCCACCACGAGUGCUGCCUAUCACUCUACACUCAACCGUUUCACGGCUGAGUUAAAUGUGAUAAGCGUUUCGGUUGACUACAGGCUGGGCCCGGAGUACCCAGUCCCAGCAGGGUACAAUGACUCUUGGGAAGCGACCCAUUGGGUCGCUUCUCAUAGUGCAGGAUGUGGUCCUGACACAUGGUUAAAUGAAUUUGCUGAUUUUAGUAAGGUGUUUUUGGCGGGAGAUAGUGCCGGGGCGAAUAUCGCCCACAAUCUGGCAAUCCGGUUCGGGUCAGACCGGAUUGCUGGAAUAAACCUAGAGGGUAUUAUUUUGAUCCACCUGUAUUUCGGAGGAAAUGACCCUAUUGGAUCCGAACUUGGGAAACAUAAGCAGUUGAAAGCGUUUACGGAUCAGUUUUGGAAUCUGGCUAAUCCAUCAGGUACGGGGCUAGAUGACCCGUUGUUUAACCCGGAAAAGGACCCGAAUCUUUCGGGUUUGGGGUGCUCCAAGAUCCUUUUAGCUGUUGCGGAGAAAGAUUCUUUAAGAGACAGGGGUUUGCAUUACAAAGAAUUGAUGGAGAAAAGUGGAUGGGCUGGAAAAGUGGAGAUGUUGGAAUCAAAAGAUGAGGAUCAUGCAUUCUUUCUGUUUGAUCAGUUUUCUCAAAAUACUAGUACCUUGUGCAAUAGAAUUUGUACCUUCAUCAACUAGUCUUGUGUUUGAAUUUUGAAGUCUGCUUCACGUUUUUUUCCUGCGCCGUCGUUUGACAAACGUUGUUUGUACCAUGUAUUACCUAUCAAUAUGUUUUCUGUGAUGAUAAUGUCUUUUUAUUAAUUCUUUUUUCGUUUAA
Messenger RNA from Helianthus annuus (common sunflower), 1367 nucleotides. RefSeq names its product probable carboxylesterase 2. Bases 257 to 1228 code for a protein of 323 amino acids. The transcript has a single exon. Gene Ontology annotation, molecular function: hydrolase activity. Lineage: Eukaryota; Viridiplantae; Streptophyta; Magnoliopsida; Asterales; Asteraceae. The record is from RefSeq and is a predicted model, not a curated record.